This is a messenger RNA of Chrysochloris asiatica (Cape golden mole), 294 nucleotides long. RefSeq names its product protein S100-A10-like. Gene Ontology annotation, cellular component: cytoplasm. The coding region runs from base 1 to 294 and encodes 97 amino acids. The transcript has a single exon. Lineage: Eukaryota; Metazoa; Chordata; Mammalia; Afrosoricida; Chrysochloridae. The record is from RefSeq and is a predicted model, not a curated record.
AUGCCAUCUCAAAUGGAACAUGUCAUGGAAACAAUGGUGGUCGUAUUUCACAGAUUUGCUGGGGAUAAAUGCUAUUUAACGAAGGAGAUUCUGAGGGUACUCAAGGAAAAAGAGUUCCCUGGGUUUUUGAAAUACCAAAAAGACCCUUUGAUCAUAGGCAAAAUAACGAAGGAUGUAGACCAGUGCCGAGAUGGCAAACUGAGUUUCCAGAGCUUCCUUUGGUUCACUGCUGGGCUUGCCAUCGCACACAAUGACUGUUUUGUAGCACACAUGAAGCAGAAGGGAAAGAAGUAA